Molecule: messenger RNA, 1406 nt
Organism: Lactuca sativa (garden lettuce)
Lineage: Eukaryota; Viridiplantae; Streptophyta; Magnoliopsida; Asterales; Asteraceae
Product: transcription factor PCL1
Biological process (GO): regulation of DNA-templated transcription
Cellular component (GO): nucleus
Molecular function (GO): DNA binding; DNA-binding transcription factor activity
Source: RefSeq, a predicted model, not a curated record
UAUUCUAAAGAAUCCGCCAAGCCAAUUAGCCAAAAAUAUCCAAAGUCGGUACUUUUCUCUUCACUUUUCCUUCCCGAAGUGGACUUUUAACAAUAAAUAAUCCCGCAUCCUAUCAAAUAUCUCGCAACAGUUGAUUGGGAUCCAGCUUCUUCCUCUCAAAUCUUCAUAAUUGUUGUCAAGGGUUGGAUGUUUCUCUAAAAAUCAUUUUACUUGUAAAUUUUUGUAUAGCUUUAUGGGAGAGGAAGUGAGAAUUACAGGCUACGAUGUCGGUGGCGGCGAUGAGCAUGACGGUCGAGUUCUGGAGUGGGAGGCAGGAUUGCCGAACAUAGAUGAUCUCAUGCCGUUAUCACAGUCGAUGACCUCUGCUGAUUUCUUGUCGGCGUUCAGCAUCUCACCGGAGCCUUACCGGAGUAUGUUUGACGUCAAUCGUGCAUCUCAGAACACGAUUUCAAAUCUCCGAGGGGAGUUGGAACAACAGUCGUUGAACAAAUUAAAUAGUUUGAAGUCGUUUGGUGAUUAUGAUAAAGGAGAUGAGAUGGUUGUGGAAGGCGACGAAACCACCGACCUAACCCGCGGUGCUUCGGAUUUGCAGAAAUUACAGAGAAUCGAUGAUGGAGGUGGAGCUGGAGAGGAAAUCGACUCCGCUUUGCUCGCGGAUGAUGAUUCUUCGGCUAGGGCAUCCAAGCGACCUCGUCUGGCCUGGACGCCUCAAUUACAUAAACGAUUCGUUGAUGUUGUAGCGCAUUUGGGCGUGAAGAACGCCGUCCCCAAAACUAUUAUGCAGUGGAUGAAUGUUGAAGGAUUGACGCGUGAGAACGUCGCGAGUCAUCUUCAGAAGUACAGGCUAUAUCUGAAGAGGAUGCAUAUCCAAGGUCCUUCGUCUUCGGAUCACCUUUUCGCUUCAACUCCGGUUCCUCAGAACUUACACGAAUCCGGCGCCGGUGGUACUGUUAAUGGGCAUCAUCACGCUCCAGGGGCUAUUCCGAUGCAUUACCACUCACAGAUGGUUUCCAUGCCUUAUCCAUCACCGCAGAUGGAUCCUAAUUCUGCAGGUGGUGAUGGUGGAGGUGCUUACCACCAUGGGUUUGAGUCCCAUUCGUAUCCAUAUAACAUGACAACGCAGCAGAGAGAUUGGUCAGCCUAUCAGCAUCAUAUGACUUCUAACGAUAAAUAGAAAUUCUGUACUCGUUGGAGAUUAUCUAAGCAAUGGUUUGAUGAACUUCUUCUUUUUUUUAAUCCCUUUUUGUGUAUACUUAAAUGAAUAUUGAAUCAAUCCUUCCUUCAUCUAUGUGAUUCUUAACCAAUAAUCUAAGUGUUCCUUGAUGUUUUUAAUUGAUAAAUUCUGUAUGAGGUCUUUUAAGUAUUCCACGAUUAAUCAAGUCUGAUAGAAGUUUUGGAGGUUCUAA